UGGGGUAGAGUUUUGAGAGGGACGACCACAGGCUAAGUUUAGAGGGCUGAGAGCUUGGGGGCCCUCGCUGAGGACCCACAUGUCCCCCUUUAUAUCCUAUUACAGACCAUGGUGGCUUUGUCAAUGGUCCUUGUUUUCCUGCUGGCCCUGAGCAGAGGUGAAAGUGAACUGGACGUCAAGAUCUCAUCCCCACAGGAGACCACCGAAUGGGGGGAUCCUGGGCUGUCCCUACCAGGGUCCUGCCAGCCAGCUCCCUCCUGUCAAAAGUGCAUCCUCUCACACCCGAGCUGUGCGUGGUGCAAGCAACUGAACUUCACGGCGUCCGGGGAGGCGGAGGUGCGGCGCUGUGCCCUUCGAGAGGAGCUGCUGGCCCGGGGCUGCCCCCCGGAGGAGCUGGAGGAGCCCCGCGGCCGGCAGGAGGUGCUGCAGGACGAGCCGCUCAGCCAGGGCACCCGCGGCGAGGGGGCCACCCAGCUGGCACCACAGCGGGUCCGGGUCACGCUGCGGCCAGGAGAGCCCCAGCAGCUCCGGGUCCGCUUCCUUCGAGCCGAGGGAUACCCUGUGGACCUGUACUACCUUAUGGACCUGAGCUACUCCAUGAAGGACGACCUGGAGCGCGUGCGCCAGCUUGGGCACGCGCUGCUGGUGAGGUUGCAGGAAGUCACCCACUCCGUGCGCAUUGGCUUUGGUUCCUUCGUGGACAAAAUGGUGCUGCCCUUCGUGAGCACAGUGCCCUCCAAGCUUCGCCACCCCUGCCCCACCCGACUGGAGCGCUGCCAGCCGCCCUUUAGCUUUCACCAUGUGCUACCCCUCACCCGGGAUGCUAAGGCCUUCGAACGGGAGGUGGGACGCCAGAGCGUGUCCGGCAACCUGGACUCGCCUGAAGGUGGCUUUGAUGCCAUUCUGCAGGCUGCCCUCUGCCAGGAGCAGAUUGGCUGGAGAAAUGUGUCCCGGCUACUGGUGUUCACUUCAGAUGACACAUUCCACACAGCUGGGGAUGGCAAGUUAGGUGGCAUUUUCAUGCCCAGCGACGGGCACUGCCACUUGGACAGCAAUGGCCUCUACAGUCGCAGCCCAGAGUUUGACUACCCCUCCGUGGGUCAGGUAGCCCAGGCCCUCUCUGCGGCAAACAUCCAGCCCAUCUUUGCUGUCACCGGUGCCACACUGCCUGUCUACCAGGAGCUGAGUAAGCUGAUUCCCAAGUCCGCAGUGGGGGAGCUGAGUGAGGACUCCAGCAAUGUGGUACAGCUCAUCAUGGAUGCUUAUAAUAGCCUAUCAUCCACUGUGACCCUUGAACAUGAACGCUCUCUACUCCCUCCUGGGGUCCACAUCUCUUACGAUUCUCAGUGUGGGAGUCCUGAGAAGAGACAGGAUGAGGCUGGUGACAGGGGCCAAUGCAACCACGUCCGAAUCAACCAGACAGUGAAUUUUUUGGUUACUCUCCAAGCUACCCACUGCCUCCCAGAGCCCCAUCUGCUGAGGUUCCGAGCCCGCGGCUUCUCAGAAGAGCUGACUGUGGAGUUGCAUACACUGUGUGACUGUAACUGCAGUGACACCCAGCUCCAGGCUCCUCACUGCAGUGACGGCAAGGGGCACCUACAAUGCGGGGUGUGCAGCUGUGUCCCUGGCCACCUGGGUCGACUCUGUGAGUGCUCUGAGGCUGAGCUGUCCUCCUUGGAUCUGGAAUCUGGGUGCCGAGCCCCCAAUGGCACAGGGCCCCUGUGCAGUGGGAGGGGACGGUGCCAGUGUGGACGCUGCACCUGCAGUGGACAGAGCUCUGGACGUCUGUGCGAAUGUGAUGAUGCCAGCUGUGAGCGACAUGAGGGAAUCCUCUGUGGAGGCUUUGGCCGCUGCCAAUGUGGAGUGUGUCACUGUCACGCCAAUCGCACGGGCAGAGCAUGCGAAUGCAGCGGGGACACAGACAACUGUGUCAGUCCCGAGGGAGGGCUGUGCAACGGGCAUGGAUACUGCAACUGCAACCGCUGCCAGUGCUUGGAUGGCUAUUACGGUGCCCUAUGUGAUCAGUGCUCAGGCUGCAAGACGCCAUGCGAGAGACACAGGGACUGCGCGGAGUGUGGCGCCUUUGGGACUGGUCCUCUGGCCGUGAAUUGCAGCCUGGCGUGUGCCCAUGCCAACGUGACUCUGGCUUUGGCCCCUAUCCUGGAUGAUGGCUGGUGCAAAGAGAGGACCCACGACAACCAGCUCUUCUUCUUCCUGGCAGAGGAUGAAGCCGGAGGCAGGGUCAUGCUGAGAGUGAGACCCCCAGAAAAGGGGUCAGACCACACCCAAAUCAUCGUGCUGGGCUGUGUGGGGGGCAUCGUGGUCGUGGGACUGGGACUGGUCCUGGCUUAUCGGCUCUCAGUGGAAAUCUACGACCGCCGAGAAUACAGCCGUUUUGAAAAGGAGCAGCAGCAGCUCCACUGGAAGCAGGACAACAAUCCUCUCUACAAGAGCGCCAUCACGACUACUGUCAACCCCCGCUUUCAAGAGGCAGAAGGCGCCCCUCUCUGA
This is a messenger RNA of Globicephala melas (long-finned pilot whale), 2511 nucleotides long. It is a transcript of the gene ITGB7, whose product is annotated as integrin subunit beta 7. Lineage: Eukaryota; Metazoa; Chordata; Mammalia; Artiodactyla; Delphinidae. The record is from RefSeq and is a predicted model, not a curated record. Gene Ontology annotation, cellular component: focal adhesion; integrin complex; cell surface. Gene Ontology annotation, biological process: cell migration; cell-matrix adhesion; integrin-mediated signaling pathway. Gene Ontology annotation, molecular function: integrin binding.